AUGGUCCCGAUGGAAGAACUGCCGGAACUGCCAGAGUCGUUGAAGGAUGGCUGCCCUCCCAGCGUGCUCGAUGAAAUCACGCAGUUUCCAUUUAUUGACUUGCCGGAUGCGUAUCUUGACCUCGUCAAGGACGUACGCAAGAAGCCCUGCACGGCUUGCAGAAAGUUUCCGGCCGAGCCUGCAUUGUGUCUCUUGUGUGGAGAGAUCGUUUGCUUGGGCAGCCGUGCUUGUCGCGGGCAAAACGAGCGAGAGGGCCAGUGCACAGAGCACGCACGGAGAUGUGCUUCCGGGCAAGGCCUGUUUUUGCUGCCGUAUUUGGCGCAGAUUCUUGCAGUCAGUGCUCCAGACUGCUGUCUGUGGGAUUGCCCGUACGUUGACAGAAACGGUGAGCUGAAUCCCCACCUGAAGCGGCCGUGCAUGAUGCACUUCAGGCUUGACCAGCAACGCCUGGCCAGUUUGCGACAAACCUUCACGAGGUCUUCCAUACGACGGGAAAUCUUCCUGUACAACGAGAAGACCGGACAAUACAUUCCUCAAGCCCUCUGA
This is a messenger RNA of Symbiodinium sp. CCMP2592, 546 nucleotides long. The record is from the annotation of a GenBank genome assembly. Lineage: Eukaryota; Dinophyceae; Suessiales; Symbiodiniaceae.